This is a messenger RNA of Epinephelus lanceolatus (giant grouper), 1696 nucleotides long. Its product is annotated as complement factor H-related protein 1-like. The record is from RefSeq and is a predicted model, not a curated record. Lineage: Eukaryota; Metazoa; Chordata; Actinopteri; Perciformes; Serranidae.
UGCUCAGAAAUGACCCGAGGAACAUGAAAAAGAGAUUAAGGCGAUGAGGAAAAUUUGUGAGGAACCUGAUUUGAUCAAGACACUGACUCAUCUGAACAGACGAUUUAAUUCCUGACAAAAUGUGUGUGAGAUAUCUUGGAUUUCUCCUGGUUUGGUUUCCAGGAGUACUGAAUGCACAAAGUGCAGCUCAGCCUUGUCGCGCUCCCCGUCUGAACGGUGGUUAUUUGGUCCCUGAAAAAGAAGCUUAUUUUCAUGGAAUGACGCUCAGUUAUGGCUGUGAUGACGGACUGAAACCAGCAGUGGAGGGUUGGUGGGCAACGAGCACAUGUCAUAAUGGUUCAUGGUCCCAUGAGCCACAAUGUAUAGACGAAAACGCUUGUAUACCACCAACUAUCCCCAACGCAAAAUACUCUGCCAACACAAAUGGUUGGUAUAAGCACGAACAAACAAUCAGGAUAACAUGCGACGAAGGAUAUGAUUACAAAGACCUGGACGCCACAGCCAAAUGUAUAAAUGGAACAUGGUCCUCUGUGCCGGUCUGUGAGAAAAGUACCCAUGCAUGUGGUGAGCCCCCUAAAAUCCCCCAUGCAGUCAUCAUUCAUCAGACAUACAAGGAGCUGUAUCCUGUAAAUUCAGAAGUGCAGUAUGAAUGUGAAGAUGAAUACACCCUAGAUGGAGCAGGCACCGAAAAGUCAGUCUAUUGCAUAUCUGGAAACUGGAGUGCAGGCCCAACGUGCAUCGCAGGAAGAGAAACCAGACCAGGUACUGGACAGGGUGGCUCUGAAGUGGGGGGAACAGGAGGCAGCAGACCAGGUACUGGACAUGGUGGAUCUGCAACUGGGGGACACACUACAUCUACUGGCGGUGGGACAAAGCCUGUGGGUGGAGGCAGCAGACCAGGUACUGGACAUGGUGGAUCUGCAACUGGGGGACACACUACAUCUACUGGCGGUGGGACAAAGCCUGUGGGUGGAGGCAGCAGACCAGGAACUGGACAUGGUGGAUCUGCAGGGUCUGCUAGCAGCUCCGAAGAGAAAGAGACUCAACUUCAGAUCACAACAAUUAGGACCUGUGGAAAUCACCCCGUAGUUCCUAAUGGUGAUGUUGUGGAAAACAAUCCAAUGUUUUUGAGGUACCAGUGUGCUGCAUUUUACAAACGAACGGGUCCACAGAGUGUGGUGUGUUACAGCAACGGGAAAUGGUCAGAAACACCCACCUGCAAAGCUGCCUUCUGUUCUGUGGACACUGGUGACUAUCCUGAAUUAAUACCUGUUGGAGUUAAAUAUAUAAAAGAGGGUGAGAAGGCGAGAUUGGAAUGUGUGCAUCAGGAGCGAUGGUGGACGACUCAUUAUUCUGUGGCUCGCUGCAAUAAUGGAAGAAAGACACUUUCCAGAUGUUGUGACUGGUGGGACCUGAAGAGGGACAUUUGCUAAAGCUGUUUCACCAAGAGGAAGAUAACUGCCACCUUUGGAUUUGCUCACCACCGACUGAAAACAGCCUGGAAACCUUUCAGAGACGACUAAGUUACGAUUAUGCUGUUACACACUGUGUUUUUAUAUUAAUCUGCUUACAUCAUUUAGAAGCAAUGCUGUGCUUAAAGCUGCAAAAAUUAACUCAACAUUUAAAUAUGGUGUGUAAUUGACAUGCAGGCCUCAAUAAAGUCUUCUGCUGAGGUUUCAACGCUGUUCUUUCUAAA